Candoia aspera is the source of this 1327-nucleotide messenger RNA. It is a transcript of the gene TSKU, whose product is annotated as tsukushi, small leucine rich proteoglycan. Gene Ontology annotation, molecular function: protein binding. The coding region runs from base 76 to 1131 and encodes 351 amino acids. The record is from RefSeq and is a predicted model, not a curated record. Lineage: Eukaryota; Metazoa; Chordata; Lepidosauria; Squamata; Candoiidae. The transcript has 2 exons. Gene Ontology annotation, cellular component: extracellular matrix.
CCGGGGCUGAGCCGGAGGACGGAGGACGGAGACGGAGGGAGCCUCGCCGGGUGGCCGGCUGGAAAGAUUUCAGGGAUGCCUUUCCUGGUUUGGUUCCACCUGCUGCUAGCAUUCCCAUGCUUUGAUACUUCAAGGACUUGUUUUCCAAGAUGCCACUGUGAGGUGGAGAGUUUUGGUCUCUUUGACAGCUUCAGCCUAACCAAAGUUGACUGUAGUGGGAUCGGACCCCAUAUAGUGCCCGUUCCCAUUCCAUUAGACACGACCUACUUGGAUCUAUCCUCCAACCAUCUGGGAUCCAUCAACCAGUCCAUGCUAACUGGGCCUGGUUACACCACUCUUGUAGGCCUUGACCUGAGCUACAAUGAAAUCUCCAAGAUGAUUCCCACAACCUUCUCAAGACUCAGGUACCUUGAGUCUUUGGACCUGAGUCAUAAUUCCCUGGUAGCCAUCCCGGAUGACUGCUUCUCUCAGUUGGCUCUGGGAGAUGUCGAUCUCAGCAACAACUUCCUUCUGGAAAUAACUUUGAAUGUGUUCGCAUCCAAAGGUCAAGGAAAACCAAUCAACGUUGACCUUUCAAACAACUUAAUAAGCCAGGUGUCGAGAUACCAGGAUAAAACCAUUCCUAAUAUUCAAAGCUUAAAUCUCUCUGGGAACAGAUUAAAGAGUAUCCCAGACCUUCAAGGAAUUCCCCUUCGGUACUUAAACCUGGAUGGAAACCCAGUGUCCUCGAUUGAGCAGGGAGCAUUCUUGGGACUGAAAGGCUUAACGCACCUGUCGCUCAGCGGGAUUCACCAUCUCUUGGACAUUUUGCCUUUUGGCUUCAAAGACCUAUCUGCUCUCCAAGUGCUUGACAUAUCCAAUAACCCCAACAUUAAAUCCCUGCACCCCAAGGUUUUUUACAGCCUGAAUUCUUUGCAAGAGCUCAACCUGUCGGGCACAGGGGUGGCGACCACUUUUUCCAGACCGAUGUUGAAAUACUUGCCUUCCAUCAAAAGUGUGGCCUUGGGCAAGAACAUCAAGUGUCUCAAGACAAUUCGGGAAGGGCAGUACCACAGAGCAGCUGGGCUGAGCCAGAAAGAGACCCUGAGUUGCCACAGUGGCCAUGGAUCCGUAGUGCCGUACGUUUUGUGACACGGGACAAAGGGGAACCCACGGAUGCUGAGACUUUUUUUUUUUUAAGCCACAAAUGUGCCUUCUGUAAAAGCGGUUAAUUUAUAUCUUUUUGUAUAUUUCAAUUCUGGGUUACAAUGAUUGAUUGGAGAGAGUAGUUGUGAGCGUGGUUCAUUCAGUUUCUCAACCCUCAAGCUUUCCCCUUUAGACCAGAGAU